AUGGAUAAUCGAACUAUCGAUGAUGAACUUUAUUCAAUAGUUUAUCAAGGCGACAUAUCAAAUGAACUUGAUACACGUCUAAAAUCAUUGCCUGAUAUUGAUAAAACUCUUGAUUUCUGCUAUCAACGAGAUAAUCAACAUAUAAAUUUAUUAAUGUUAGCUGCUUUAGAAGGACAUGAUAGAGUGAUACGUAUUUUACUUUCUCAUUCUUCUAAUGUUAAACACUUAGUAGAGCUUACUGGUAUUGUAUAUGGCAUCGAUGGAAUUCGUGUUUUUCAUGCUAGUGCAUUAUGGUGUGCUUGUGAUCGAGGUCAUUAUACAUUAGCUCGUACACUUAUCGAAGUCGGAGGAGCUAGUGUUUAUCAUGGUCCAAGAAAUCCAUUAUUGAUUGAUGCUACAAUUAAUCAACGUUUUGAUACGAUUCAAUUUUUAAUUGAAAAUGGUUAUGUAGAUAUAAAUCGAACAAGAGAAAAUAAUCAUCCUAAAUACAAUAGUCUAAUGAUUUCUGCUGCUCGUGGUUAUACAAUGAUUGUUGCCUAUCUUCUUGAAAAAGGUGCCAAGGUAGAAUAUAAAACACGAAAAUAUAAUGAUACAGCCUUAGGAUGUGCCGCUAUGCAUGGUCGAUUAGAUAUAGUACAAUUAUUAUGUUCUGCAGGUGCUUCGACUAGUAUGAAGAAUAGUAUUGGAGAAACACCAUUGAUAUUAGCAUUUAAAAAUGAUCAUUUACAUGUUGUUGACUAUCUUUUAGAUCUCACAAAUAAUGAAUUAUGUAUUGAAGAGCUUGAAAUAAUUGCUUGCUCAUUUAUUAUACCAAGGAGAGGUGUCAGCAACAUUCAACCACAAUACGUAAGAAUGGUAGAUUUAAUUCGAAAGUCAUUUAAAAUGAGACAAGCAAAAAACUUCCCAAAAACGAUUAUGAAACCCAUAGCUGCUUAUAAUUUUCAGCAAGAAUGUCAGACAAUAGAAGAAUUCGAUAAAAUUCAACAUGAUCAUGAUCGUUUAUAUAUAGAAGCAUUACUCAUUCGAGAACGCAUUUUAUUACCAAAGAAAACUAUAGUACUAUGUGAUCCAUUACUUAUACGUGGAGAAAAACUUAUUGAACAAUGUGAUUUUGAAAAUUGUCUUCGUUUAUGGGAACAUACUUUUCAUUUAUUUCAAAAUAUGAAUCAUGAAACAAGUCUUCAUCGUUUCGUUUGGGUGUUUUGUAAAAUGUUAGCAACUAACGUGUCUAUUUCUCCUCAACUAUUUGUACAAAUAUGUCAUUUAACAUUUGAACCUUCAGAGAAAAAUAAUAAGAAUCAUUCUAUAAAAAAUGCUUUAUGUUUUGUAACUAUUGCAUCAAUGAUUCUUGAACGACAAACAUUGACUGAAGAAGAACGUCUAUCAAUAUAUCAAUGGAUAAAUGAUCUCUGUCGUCAACAACGUCGAACAUCGUGUGGACAAACAUUAUUACAUUUGUCUGUUAAUGAUCAAACAUAUCGUGAUAUCAAUUAUCGAACAAAUGAGAUUAAACAAAUUCUUAAUUUUCCAAGUUUAUGCACAACUCAACUAUUGCUGACUUAUGGUAAUCGUUGGAUUGAUGUAGAUGCAAUCGAUAUAUCAAAUGGUAAUACAGCGCUUCAUAUCAUUGCUCAGAGUACUAAAAUCGAUGCACCAUCAAUCGUUAAAUUAAUAAUUGAUGCUGGAGCACAUGGGGAUUGUCUGAAUAAACAUAAAAAAACACCAUUCGAUUGUGCUAGGAAUACUGAAAUCAAAAGUGUACUUCAAAAAUAUCAAAAACCUUUCUUACUAAAAUGUCUUUGUGCACGUUUUAUUGUUGAACAACAAUUAAACUACGAAUUAACUUGGCAUAAAGGAACACAAUUGAAUAAUUUUAUAUAUUUACAUGGCUGUAUAACGAAGUGA
This is a messenger RNA of Rotaria sp. Silwood1, 1905 nucleotides long. The record is from the annotation of a GenBank genome assembly. NCBI's taxonomy places the organism in Eukaryota, Metazoa, Rotifera, Eurotatoria, Philodinida, Philodinidae.